Messenger RNA from Ostrea edulis (European flat oyster), 1755 nucleotides. Its product is annotated as cell death abnormality protein 1-like. Gene Ontology annotation, molecular function: scavenger receptor activity. Lineage: Eukaryota; Metazoa; Mollusca; Bivalvia; Ostreida; Ostreidae. Bases 47 to 745 code for a protein of 232 amino acids. The transcript has 6 exons. The record is from RefSeq and is a predicted model, not a curated record.
GUACUGAAAACUGUACGGGAAAUAUAGAUAAAAAUUGUUUAUAGAUAUGUCUAUGGGAAUUGUAAAUGUAUUUUGGUUAUUGUCUUAUUUACACCCAAGUGUCUCUGAUGUAGUAUGCGGAGGAGUCAAUGGACUUGAAUGCUGUAGUGGUUUUACUGGAUAUGUUUGGAACGAAACGGUUCACAAUUGCACUAGGUGUACAUUGGGGUUUUACGGAGAAAACUGUACUUCACCUUGCCUUUUUCCGCAUUAUGGCUAUCGAUGUGGCUUACAGUGCAGCUGUAAUGAAGAUGAAUGCCAUCAUCAAUAUGGUUGUAAAAGAAGUUAUGGAGACUGUGAUCCGGGAGCCUAUGGUCCAUACUGUGAAUUAACAUGUUCAUAUCCAGGAUUUGGAAACGAGUGUCAAAUGACAUGUGAUUGUGACAAGAAUAAAUGUAACCCGACUACAGGAUGUCUAAUUGAUUCGUCAUCAACUGCCGCAGGUCCGUUAGCGAAAACAACAACUAAAGUUUAUCCAUUGGAUACAGUAAAUGAAAAUUUUAAUGCACUAGAUGCAGAAAAUAGCUCUUGUGUUGGAAAGAAGAAUGUCUCCACUAUGAAGGCAGCUUUGGAAUAUGCCAUUAUCGGACUUGGGGUUAUGUGUUGCGUAUUUGUGAUCUUCUACAUAGGACUGAGCGUUGUUUUUAGGAGAUAUAUACCGAAAGUAAAGAAUAGACAAGGACACGAAAGACAAACAAGUCUCUAAAUAGGAAGGGAAACAUUCUUUAGGAAGUUAUGAACGGAACUUCAAGUGCGAAAACUGUUUCCAUUGACAUAUAUUGACGAUAUUUGAUGAAUUUCAGGAUGUGUCGAAAAACGGAAAUUCUUAAAUUGCACGCUACAUGAACUUUACACAUGUUUUUCUGUAUUAACAACUAUAUUUGAAGCGGAAAGUACAUAAAUAUUUCGCAUAUCAAUGCUAGUUUUUUAAGCGUACGUAUCACGGCGACGCUAAUAGUAAGUUAUACAAUCUGACCCAUUCAGCAAGUAAGAAAUUGUUAUAUCAAAAUUAAACUUAGAUAUAAACAUCGAAGUUCAUCCAAAUAAUCUUAAAUGGCAACAUAAAAUUCAUUGCACUAGAGGUUACGCCUGUUCAAAUUUAAUUUGUUAUGUCCAAUCAUGUUCAGGAAAUAUUUUCUCGUACUCAACUUAGACCUCUAACAUUGCAAUUAGACACUUGCAUCCUGACAGCCGGAAAACGAAAACGUGGAAUGCAAUUCAUUAAUGGUAUAGGUUGACGCCAUAUUUUAUAUCUGAACUUCACUGUAGUGUCAUAUACUGCAUAUAAUCACUGAUAUACAAGAGCUGAAAUUUCUUAUUUGCAUAUAUAUAUGAUAAUGCAGUGUAUGCACAUAUACCUAGAUGUCCAAAAUUUUUAUGAAAGUAUGGAUAUGUUAGUAAUAAGUUUUUGAAGGUUUUUUUCCGUGUGUGUUUUAUGCUGAGGAUUAAAUAAUAGUAGGGCAUCAAGUACGAAUACGAUUGGCUAAUACAACACAAUCACCGGUUCUGAAAAAAGGAGUCCUACAAUUGAGGUACAUGUAUUUUAGUUACAUGUAGCUAAAUGACUAAUUAAAAACAACAUUUUAAACAGCCAUUGAUUAAAUAGAGCGUUACAAGGCAAUUUAUAAUACUGGAUUGAAUACUAAGAUUUAAACCUUACGUAGGGUAGCAGCGAGAAAGAGAGUGUGCAUGUGAGGGAAUGUGUGUGUGUGUGUG